GCCGAGCCCAGACACCGGCGCCUGCCGCGGCCGCGCGUGAUCCCCGCGCGCCGAGCGAUGCUGCUGCUCGUGGGCACCUGCCUCGUGGCCUUCGUGCUGCUGCUCUACAUGCUGUCCCCGCUCAUCAGCCCCAAGCCCCUCGCCCUGCCCGGCGCGCAUGUGGUGGUCACGGGCGGCUCCAGUGGCAUCGGAAAGUGUAUCGCUAUCGAGUGCUUCAAACAAGGCGCGUUCAUAACUCUGGUUGCGAGAAAUGAGGACAGGCUGCUGCAGGCGAAGAAGGAAAUUGAAAAGCACUCUAUCAAUGACAAACAGGUGGUGCUUUGCAUAUCAGUUGACGUAUCCCAAGACUACAGCCAAGUCGAGAAUGUCAUAAAACAAGCACAGGAGAAACUGGGCCCAGUGGACAUGCUGGUAAACUGUGCGGGAAUGUCCGUUUCGGGGAAAUUCGAAGAUCUUGAAGUUACUUCUUUUGAAAAACUAAUGAGCAUUAACUACCUGGGCAGCGUGUACCCCAGCCGAGCCGUGAUCGCCACCAUGAAGGAGCGCCGGGUGGGCAGGAUCGUCUUCUUGUCCUCCCAGGCGGGACAGGUGGGACUCUUCGGGUUCACCGCCUACUCUUCAUCCAAGUUCGCCAUCAGGGGCCUGGCGGAGGCUCUGCAGAUGGAGGUGAAGCCAUAUAAUGUCUAUGUCACCGUCGCCUACCCGCCCGACACAGACACACCUGGGUUUGCAGAAGAAAACAAGACGAAGCCUCUGGAAACCCGUCUCAUUUCAGAGACCACGUCUAUUUGCUCACCGGAGCAAGUGGCCAAACAGAUCGUGAAAGAUGCCAUACAAGGAAAUUUUAACAGCUCCGUUGGCUCCGAUGGGUACAUGCUGUCGUCCCUGACCUGCGGGAUGUCUCCAGUCACGUCCAUUACGGAAGGGCUCCAGCAGGUGGUCACCAUGGGCCUUUUCCGUAUGCUGUCCCUGUUUUACCUCGGAAGCUUCGACAACAUAAUUCGUCGCUGCAUGAUCGAAAGAGCAAAAUACGAAACUGCGGACAAAACUGCCUAACCCUUGGAGAAGGAGCAUUUCUAAGUGAUGUGAGCAGCUGGCUGCUGGACAGGACCCAGCUUUCAGCCCGCGGACACUUGUGUAUUGCUUUUGAGUAUGUCAGACGGGACCAGUGGACUUGGGAAACCUGGGUGCAAGCGAGGGGAGAGGUUCAGCUCCAGACGAUGUUGUUACCACUCUGCAGACGUGGACUAGGAGAGCAUCUGCUUCCCGGGGAGAGGUGACGACCAUGUGGGAAGUGACAGGUACGAGUAGGCUCAAGGUCAGGAUUCUAGAGUGGUCAUCUACAUUUUUUCUAGCUGUCCUUUCUCCCCCAUAGAGAUCAAGUCCAGAAACGUACUUCAUGACACAUAAUGUGUUGUGAGGACUUAACCUUCCAUGAAAGCCAGUUUGUGGGUUUCUGGGGCCUUUUUUUUUUCCCUUCUUUAACUUAAUGUGUUUUAUUCAAGAUGAGUUUUACAUGUUGGUGGUGAGUGUGGACACAUAACAAUGGCCCACUGUGCUGCUUGCUGGUGGACCCUCGUGGGUUCUCUCGCGCGUUGAUCCCAUAAAACUCCGAGGAGGAUGGGACAGGGUGGUUCAGGGGAGGGAAGGAGAUAAGCAUUUUCCAGCAGGAAAAAGAAUGCUUUUUUGUCUUCUUGAGAUCUGAAUGCCUCUCCAUUCUUCUCAUGGGGAAGGGCACCCUCCUCAAGUGUUUUUUGAAGAGAAGUAAAAUCUCAGAAGCUUGAACGUUGACAAUGUUGUCACAAGCCACAGUGAGCUAAAUGUCAUUCCAUUAUCGUUCAGUCUCCUCAUUUCUUGCUUUCCAAUUUUGCUUACACUACUCUAAUAUUUUUGUAACAAAAAAAAAGAAAAAAAGCCCGUUAAAAUUUUUUGACUCGACUUUCUCAGUUCAUGAAUUAAUGAAAACAAAGAAAGAAGCUGAAGAAGUGUAACGUUCUUCUCGUAGUAUAUAGGUAGCUUUUAGGAAGGGCUGGUGAUGGCGUGUUUAAAUUGUGCUCAUUAAGAAAAAAAAGCUGGACGACAAAGCCAAUUUUGAAGAUACUUGUUUUUGAACUAAAGCACCCACCCCAUUCCUUCGGGGGCUCACACCCACCCCGAGAACGUUCCCUCUGCAGCGUGUCCAGGAAGCCUGUCCUCGCUGUCCCGUUAGCUCUGCGGCCCUCCGUCCGUGCACGUGCGUGGUUUCCACAGCAGGUGCCUGAUGCGUCUUGGCCAACACGCCCUGCCUCGUCCUGUCACUGCUCCCCUCUAACAGGGACGGUCACCCCAGCGCAUCGCGCCCUCUCACAGUCAGUAUGCGUGUCCAGGGCACCUCUCCCGGUCACUUGGGUGAGAACAGACCACUGCUUUUAAAGAGGAAAGGUGUUUUUUUAAAAUUGUUAAAAAAAAAAAUCUAUAAAACAUUAAAGACCUAACAACGUUAGCAAAGCCUUUUUUGCUCUUGAGGUUUUUAACCUCUUGACUUAAUUUUUUAAAAGUGAGAUGUUUGCCCGGCCGGAGAGGCUCCGUUGGUUGAGUGUCAUCCCGUGCACGGAGAGGUUGCCAGUUUGAUUCCAGAGCAGGGCACAGGCAGGGUUGCAGCUUUGAUGGGGAACCAUGGAAGGCAGCCCGAUGGAUGUUUCUCUCUCACAUCACCGUCCCCCCUAUUCCUCUCUCUAAGGAUGUCCUCAGGUGAGGAUUUUUUUUAAAAAAGUAAGAUGUUUAAUGGCUCUAAUCCAUGGGGUCUUAUUAAUCAAGAUGUGAGGGUGGCAUAUUUAACCACCAUCAGAGACAGAAGAAAUGACUAUUUAAUGUAUAAAUUGCUUGGGAUGAUUUCAGUGCCGUUGGUGGGGCGGGUUGGUGCCCCCCUGGCGUGGUGAGUCGUUCAGCCUCAGGCAGCCAUCGCCCGCAAACGAGUCGUGUCGCGCAGACUCUGAAAUGCAGUAAGAGCGUGUUUUCCUCAUUCGAAGAAAACGGUUACAUUCACAUCUGGAUUUUUCUCACUUUUAUUCUUUUCUCAUAAAUGUUCUUCACAUGUUGGCACCUUCUGCUGGUCUAUAUGGAAAUCUAGCCCAAGAUGGUAUCUCAUUUAAUAAAAGUAAUUAACAGUUAUUUCAGUGUUCAUUUCUGAAGGUGUCGUCAUAGUACUGUGACUGCAGGUGACUGCCUGGACACAUGUGAGACCCCUGUUCUGUGGUGGCAGGUGAUGUCCCCGGCCCAGCUGAAGCUCAGGCAUGAGAGCAGAUGUAUGAUGUGUGGAGAUCUCAGUGUCAGGGAGUGUCCCAGAGAUGUCACACACAGGUCCCCAGUCCCUUAUCCAAAACGCUU
Molecule: messenger RNA, 3366 nt
Organism: Molossus molossus (Pallas's mastiff bat)
Lineage: Eukaryota; Metazoa; Chordata; Mammalia; Chiroptera; Molossidae
Gene: KDSR
Product: 3-ketodihydrosphingosine reductase
Exons: 10
Coding region: 58-1056 (332 amino acids)
Biological process (GO): sphingolipid biosynthetic process
Cellular component (GO): endoplasmic reticulum membrane
Molecular function (GO): 3-dehydrosphinganine reductase activity
Source: RefSeq, a predicted model, not a curated record